AUGAAAGAGCCUUUUGUAGUGCAACUAAAAAUCAAAAAUAUCAACAUAGAUGAUGAAAUGAAAUUACCUUUAAAAAAAGAUAGGUAAUAUUACACAAUAACAAAAAAGAGAUUGAUAAUAUUUCUAAAGAACAAAGGAAUAAAUUAUAAUUUAAACGAUACUGAUAUUGGUAUAUAUAUAAUUAAUAUAAUAAUUAUAGAAUUUUUUAUAGAAUUUUAUGACUAAAAGAAAAAAGAAUUUUAAGAUGAAUCACAAAUAUUCGAUUUUGAUAAGAAUGAAUUUUUUUUUCACGAAAAAUUUUUUGAAUUCAUAGAAAUAGACAAAAAAAAAAAAAAAAUUUUGCACGCAAGGUUUGUUGUAGAAGCCAAUAGUUGGAUAGGAAAAAAAUAUAUUCAAUAACUGAAAAUUCUUGAAAAAUAAAUUUCAUCACAAGUGGAUGAGAAAUAAAAAGAAUUAUAAAAAGAUUUAGAACCUCAAUAUUAAGAAAUUGAAAAUAUUAAGUAACAAUUAGAAAAAUUAUGCUAAUAAGAUAAAUAUAAAGAAAAUGAAGAAGUUGAUUUAGUUAUACUUUAUAGCUGCCCCUUAUUAUUAUAAGAUGAUAUUAAUAAAACUUGGAAAGCAGCAAAGUUUAUUGAAUAUGAGAGUGAAAUAAAUGAAAUUUUAGAAUAAGAAAAUUUACCAAAGUUUAAGAUAUUAUUAGCUACUGAUGAUAAUUUGAUAGAAGCCUUAAAUUAUAAUCCAUAGAUAAUACAUUUAAUAAUUAAUGGAGAUAUAGAUCUUAAUAAAGACGAAUAUUAUUUAGAAUUUUAAGAGGAAGGUUCUGGUUAUGUAAAAAAGAAAUAUCUAUAUGAAUUUAGAAGUAAAUUGAUAGAAAAAAUAAAUUAAGGAAAACUCAAAAAAUUAAAGUUAAUCUCUAUAAGUUCUAUUAUAGCAAAGGAAUUCAUAUAAGUAAUUAAGGAUAAUUGGUUCUAUGAUUUAUUUAGUGUUAUAGGAUAAAUAAAGGUUUUUAAUUCUCAUGAUAAAUAUGGUGAUUUGUUUUGGAAACAUUUUUAUGAAUAGUUGUUUAGUGGUGGGUAAAAAUAAAUUGAAGAAGAAUAUAAAAAAGUUAAAGAUGAAAUAAAAAUUGAUAACUCAGAGAAAUAUGUAGUUAUAUGUUGUUGCUUUCAUGAACAUAGUCAAGUAUGUAAAAAAGCUCCUCAAAAAAUUGGGUAUUCAGAAUCUCAUGAAAAGCAUCUACAAUGUUCAAAACAAAAAACAAAUAAUAAAGGUUAAGAUCCUUAAGGAUAUAUAUUCCACAAUAAUGAAAAAUGUAAUGAAAAAAAGAAUGAAGAGGGUAUAUGUAUAAAUUACCAGGCUAGGAUUGACAAUAUUUUUAAAGAAUAUGAACAAGAAAAAGAUGUAGAGAAAAAAAAAAAUUUUUAAAUGAAUGAGGUUGAAUGUUGUUGCUGUUGCUAUGAGUAUGAUGUUUUACUGUCUGAAAAUAAAGUGGAACAAAAAGGACAUCUAAUUUCCUAGAAAUUUAUGGGAGAUUAAUUUGGAAAAAUAGAUUGUAAUUUAAGCAAAAAAAAUGAAAUUGAUAAUUAAAGCGAUUAAAGUAAAAUUUAAAUUCCUUACUUAAAAAUUAAUAAAUAGAUUAUUAUAAUAUUUAGUAGUGAUUCUAAGGAUACAGACAAUAAAACCAAAGAUGAAUUAUUUAAAUAUUUUGAAGUAAUUUUAUUACUAUAAAUAGAUAUAUAACAAAAAAAGGUAAGUAAUAGAGGGGGGUGAGAGAAAGAAAGUAAUUGCCUAUGUACAGUAAAAUCACAAAGAAAACAAUAACAUUAUUUAUGAACCUUAUACAUUCGAUGUUAUGAUGAAAGUUGAUUAAUUCUUUGAACAUAAAGAAUAGGAUAAAUUAUUUACAAUUAUUACCAUUUAAGAUAUUGAUGACAAAUGUUUGAAUCCAAAUUUCAAAUAAUUUAAUGAAGAAUUACAUGAAAAAUUCAAAAUGAAAGAAAAUAUAGUAAUCAUUUUUACAAUUUAAAUGAAAAAUAGAGAAAAUAUAGUAAUUCCUUAUUAUCAAGACUUUUACCAAUUAAUUUAUCCAUAAAAAUAAUGA
This is a messenger RNA of Paramecium sonneborni, 2098 nucleotides long. NCBI's taxonomy places the organism in Eukaryota, Ciliophora, Oligohymenophorea, Peniculida, Parameciidae. The record is from the annotation of a GenBank genome assembly.